Messenger RNA from Punica granatum (pomegranate), 519 nucleotides. NCBI's taxonomy places the organism in Eukaryota, Viridiplantae, Streptophyta, Magnoliopsida, Myrtales, Lythraceae. The record is from RefSeq and is a predicted model, not a curated record.
AUGAAGAACCUGACAGCAAAGAAGGAGGGGUCGCAGAUGGAACAGGUUCAAGAGAUUGCUUCACUUCGAUGGUGCAGCCAAGGCUCCCAUGUAGAUGAUCAGGUGUCGACUGAUCUGGUUCUCUACUCGUGUCCGUGGAAGAUUAAGAAGAAGCUGCAAGCAAGUGACCUGGGAGGGCUGUCGAGGCUGCUUCUCCCCAAAAAUGAGGUCAAGAACCACAUUAUUCCCCUCAUGAGCGAUGAGUGGGUCGGCAAGAUCGUGAGCAGGGACGGGAUGAGCGUGACCGUGUGGGAUAGGGACACGGACUCUUACCAUGCGCUGGUGUUAAGGUACUGGCAGUCAUCGGGGUGUUUUGUUCUCAACGGGCAUUGGAUUGAGAACUUCGUGCUUCGUCGGAGGCUCAGCCUCGGCGAUGAGAUAGGACUCUUCUGGAGCCGUUAUGAUCAGAAGUUGUACUUCUCCGUUCUUCAACGAGGGCAGCCUAGAGAAGUGAAUUUGUGUGGGGCCAAAUUUCACUGA